This is a messenger RNA of Neoarius graeffei (lesser salmon catfish), 3802 nucleotides long. RefSeq names its product vacuolar protein sorting 4 homolog B (gene vps4b). Gene Ontology annotation, molecular function: ATP hydrolysis activity; ATP binding. The record is from RefSeq and is a predicted model, not a curated record. NCBI's taxonomy places the organism in Eukaryota, Metazoa, Chordata, Actinopteri, Siluriformes, Ariidae. The transcript has 13 exons. Gene Ontology annotation, biological process: vacuole organization; endosomal transport. Bases 91 to 1614 code for a protein of 507 amino acids.
GUUACAGGUCAGAGUGAACAUAAACACACGAGCUCACACAACUUCUGCUUCACCAUGCCUUCAGAGACUCAUUCAUGAUCACGGCGUACGAUGGAGCCCACGAACUUACAGAAAGCCAUCGCGAUCGCCACCAAAGCCUCCCAGGAGGACGAUGCGGGGAAUUACGAGGAGGCCAUCAAAAACUACAAGCAUGCUGUGAAGUAUUUUCUGCACAUCGUAAAACGUGAGCCUCAGGGGAAAGAUGGAAACCAGAAGAUCCGAGAGAAGUGCACUCAGUACCUGGACCGAGCCGAGAAGCUGCAGGAAUAUCUAGAUGAGAAACAGAAAGCUAUAGAUCUGGCCAGCAAGGCAGCGCAGGAGGACAAGGCGCAGAAUUACGCGGAGGCGCGGAGUCUGUACCAGCAUGCAGUUCAGUACUUCCUACACGUCAUCAAAUAUGAAGCACAGGGGGACAAAGCCAAACAGAGCAUCAGAGCCAAAUGUACGGAGUACCUGGACCGAGCGGAGCAGCUGAAGGAGUACCUGAAGAAGAAGGAGAAGGCUCCGGCGAAACCUGUCAAGGAGUCGCAGUCUGAUGAGAAAGGACAUGACAGCGAUGAAGGAGAAGAUCCAGAGAAGAAGAAAUUCCAGAACCAGCUUUCAGGGGCCAUCGUCAUGGAGAAACCGAACAUCCAGUGGAACGAUGUCGCCGGCCUCGAAGGAGCCAAAGAGGCCCUGAAGGAAGCCGUGAUUCUGCCCAUUAAAUUCCCGCACCUCUUCACAGGUAAGCGCACUCCGUGGAGGGGGAUCCUGCUCUUCGGUCCUCCUGGAACAGGAAAGUCGUACCUGGCCAAGGCUGUAGCCACCGAGGCCAACAACUCCACCUUCUUCUCCAUCUCCUCCUCAGACCUGGUGUCCAAGUGGCUGGGAGAAAGUGAGAAGCUGGUGAAGAAUCUGUUCGAGCUGGCCAGAGAACACAGUCCAUCCAUCAUCUUCAUCGAUGAGAUCGACUCUCUGUGCGGCUCCAGGAGCGAGAACGAGAGCGAGGCGGCUCGCAGGAUCAAGACCGAGUUCCUGGUGCAGAUGCAGGGCGUUGGGAAUGACAACAAGGGAAUCCUGGUGCUUGGAGCCACCAACAUCCCAUGGACACUCGACUCUGCCAUCAGGAGACGAUUUGAGAAGCGAAUCUACAUCCCUCUGCCGGAGGAACACGCCCGUUCCCACAUGUUUAAGCUGCACCUGGGCACCACGCCCAACAGCCUGAAUGAUGGCGACUACGUCACGCUGGGCAAGAAGACCGAGGGUUACUCGGGCGCCGACGUCAGCAUCAUCGUGCGCGACGCUCUCAUGCAGCCCGUCAGGAAAGUGCAAUCCGCUACACACUUCAAACGGGUACGAGGACCGUCCAGAGACGACCCCAAUGUGCUCGUGGAUGACCUCCUGACCCCGUGCUCUCCUGGAGACCCUCAGGCCGUCGAGAUGACGUGGAUGGAGGUUCCUGGAGAUAAACUCCUGGAGCCUGUGGUUUGCAUGGCGGACAUGUUGCGAUCGCUGGCCAACACGAAGCCCACCGUGAACGAGCAGGAUCUGGAGAAGCUGAAGAAAUUCACAGAGGACUUUGGCCAGGAGGGUUGAAGGAGGAACCAAAGCAGCAGGGUCCAGGAUUUGUAAAGUCAUAGUCUCUCUCUUCCUUUUGUUCUCUUCCCCCCCCCCUCCCCCCUUCCUCUUUCUCCCUUGACUUCCUGUUGGACUUGCGAGUGGAAGGACGGCUCCGUUAAGGCCAGUCUGAAGCCUACACGGGAUCGGAUUUACAUUUAUCGUUUCAUUUUCUAAUAUUGAGUUAUUCUGGGUUUUUAAAAGCGUUCAGUUUAUUUGGAUUCACUACGUCACUGCUGGUUAAAUCGUAAAAAUUUCUGUCCAAUAUCGAGCACUAAUUUGAGUUGGGCAUUGGGCUGAUGUUCGGAAUUUUCCCAUCAUGAUAAUCGCCAAACUUUUAUCUCGUGGUUUACAAUAUUAUCAAACGGCUAUCCGCUUGCAAGCACAUAGGACACUAUUUAGGCAGCGUGGAGGUAAUAACCAUGUUGUGCAGGCUGAAUGUCACCAAUAUAUCGCAAUUCUGAGUAUCGGUACGUCCAGGCCUCAAUUUGUAAUGAGCCUUGUUUGGAUUGUAUCAGUUUGUCGGCGGGGUUCCAAUUCUUACAUAGCGAAGCUUUAAAAUCUGGCUGUCGAGCUUCUCUUGAAUUUCAGUUUAAAGAACGAGAUGUCGCAGAGUGGGCAAUGUAGAAAAGUUUAUUUAGCUAGCCGGUUUAACAACCUGCAUCGAACAUUUCGGAUCAAGGUAACAUUUUAACGAUUCUAGGUUUUCCUUUGUCAAAAGCCCUUUAAUGCCGUUUUUUGACAUGCCGUCGUCGACUUCCCCUUACCACUUGGGAGCGCUAUCGCGCAGCUACGUCACAUAGCCGGUUUCCGUAGUGAAAUUGAUUUCAAGAAUGACACAUGGACAGAUUGACCUGAUACCUAGCUAGCUGUCUUGAUAUCUAAUCAGCUGCUUUGUCCAUUUCGCAUGCUAAUUUGUUAACGUUUCGAAAGUUAUCGAUCACGUUAUCGCUUCAGCCGCUUUUUUUGAAAAAGACCUUGCGUCAGACUGUCGUGAUAUCGAGGUAAAUUUUUCCUCCUGAAGUGAACAGUCAUGUUAACGUGAUCCGUCAGGACUUGAAAUGGCUUAUCUGGUGAAAGUGGUGAUAACUAAGACAGCGGGGUGUUGAUCCUAGUCGUAAUAGUUUUCCUUUAUGCUCGCAGAGUGAAGUUGCAAAGUUUCCCCGAUCGCCACUACGUGUAGCCCAGUGCGUUCUCAGCUAGUUAUUUUUGACAUGUUGAAUGUUGCAUUAUGUUAGAAUGCAAUAUUUUUAGCGAUUUUUAGAAUGAAACUGAACAGCGCUACCCAAGGAGAAGAUGUGAGAAGUCGACAAGGGCGUGUGGAACACUGAGAACCGAUGGUGGUUGGCGUUGUGAAGGUCACAUGACUGCGAUAACUUCUGUAAAUGUUUUGUUAUAUAACAGAAUUGGGAUUCUUAGGAGUAUAUAUCACAAGUAGUAUAUCACAUGUAUACCUUUACCUUUUACUUUCUUUGAAAUUGAACAUUUUUGACUAUCAGUUACGGGAUGUGACGCAAAGCCUUUUUUUUUUUUUUUUUCCUUCCCCCCUCCCUCUUGCUACAGCAAACUUGUGCCUUCAAUACUUUUUUUUUCUUUUACUUUACAUAAAAUCAAACCAAAUUUUUGUGCAUCUCCAUAAAUGUUAAUAAACAUUUAUGCACUGCAAAAAAAGAUAUUUGCACAUUUUCACUUCAUUCUCCUGCCCUGUGUGAUUUGUAUCCAGCUACACUCCUGUGCACUUACGGUGUCGGGUUUUAUAUACAACAGACUUUACGUUUUAUCCUUCAUAUCCUUUUUUUUGGUGGUUGUUGUUUAAAUGUGACCGUUUAUAAACCGUUUUUUUUGUUUCUGAGCUUUUCAUGAAGUUUCGGUGUUUCUCAUGUAGCACUUGUUUUUAUCAUACACCUGUAAAUAAAAGCUGAGAUUGAAAAAUGGAGUGGAAAACACUCGUUUAUUAAGGAGUCCUCAUCGGCGGUUUUGUUUGGAUCGGCGGAAGGAGUCUCCAGUGUCGGCGCUUUGUAACGCUGAGGUAAAGUAAUAACAUGAAGGUUUUCAGGACGGAGGAGAAAGGUUGAAGGAACAACAGAAACUAACUUCUCUCAGACGUUCCACAUCAAAUGUCUGUCUGUAAAUGGACAAAGAUAAAAUAAAAUGUUGGCAUGUGUAA